CCCGAGCUGCUCGAGCAGCUCCAGUGUCCGCUGAGCCUCGACUUCAUGAAGGACCCGGUGAUGGCCGCGAGCGGACAAACCUAUGAGCGGGCAGCGAUCGAGAAGUGGCUCGCCAUGGGCAAGCGCACUGACCCGAUGAGCGGCCAGCAGCUCGAGCACACAGACCUCGUGCCGAACGUGCUGGUCCGAAGCCUC
Messenger RNA from Emiliania huxleyi CCMP1516, 195 nucleotides. RefSeq lists its product as hypothetical. The record is from RefSeq and is a predicted model, not a curated record. The annotation marks the transcript as partial. Gene Ontology annotation, cellular component: nucleus; cytoplasm. Gene Ontology annotation, molecular function: ubiquitin-protein transferase activity. The transcript has a single exon. NCBI's taxonomy places the organism in Eukaryota, Haptophyta, Isochrysidales, Noelaerhabdaceae. Gene Ontology annotation, biological process: protein ubiquitination.